CUUGAGCGUAGGAGCGGGCGGAAGGCCGUGCGCCAGAUGUUCGAGAGCAUCGCGAGCGCUGAUGGGAGCCAAGCGCGGGUGGUCAGCAGCGAGGGGGGCUUUGGAGACGGGCGCCAACGACUACUGUGUCUCUUCCCGGUCAACGCUCGGGACGAGGUUAUCGCAUCCCUCGCCCUACGGGCGCGCCUGGCGAACACGUUCGAUGGUCCGAGCACGCCCGCAAACGCCACGUCCGGUGGAAAUACGUCCCUGCAGAUAGUGAGGCGUCUUCUCGAAGAAGCGAAAGAGGCAGACGCGAGGAUGGAGAUCGUGCUUGCGGCGGCGGAAAUCGUUCGGGCCGAUGUCGAUCAGCAUCCAGAUCUCAAGAAUGUCCGCAUCCGACGGCAAAAGCACAAGUACAGCGUGGAGUUGGCCGCACCCGUGAAAACAGUGCGAGGUGCCCUAGCUGAGAUGCCCCCGACAUUGGUUGGACUGUUUCAAGGGAGUGAGGAUCUCGGCCGGGGCUGGGCGUGGGAUGAAACAAAAACAGACGGUCCACAGCCAAGCGCAGCGGGGAGUGUACGGCGAGAGGAUGAUGGGAGCGAUGGAGCCGACGCGCUUGAAGGAGCCGCCUGUGAGCGGCAAGCCCCCACUCGCGAUGCCACCCGGGCAGAAGAGGUGGAUUCUGCUGGGCCGACUUCCGAGGAAGCUUCCACUUUCAUCGAAAAAACCAACCAGGAUAGGCGAGGCUUCGCACGGCGUUUGUACAUGCUUUGCAAGUGCACGGUGAAGGCGAUUUUUCCUGGUCGACACUUGACAGCGGCCAUGGUCGACUACGUGGACCUCAUCCGAGUGGCCAUCGUCAAGCUUGGCAAGAAGAGGACGACAGACACCUGCCCGACUCAUAGGUCGAUGCGAGAGCAAUGCCUGAGGAUGAAGUCUGUCGACGGGUACUGGCAAGAUGGAUUCAAAGACCACAUGCCAGAACGAGACUUCAACGGAAAGGGUUGGGGUAUCAACCCCAAGGCGAAGGGCAGCAACGCGUCAGCACUCACAGGAGAGAAUUGCGUUAUGUGGAUGUCGGAGCAUUCUUACAUCGGUCCCGAUGGGAAGCUGGUCACGAUGACGUGCGGUUGCAACCCGGUGAAGGCCUUAAAGCAUAACUGUAGGGGGUGCGGGUGCAAAGGGCGCAAGUGCUCCCUCGCUUGCGGCUGCAGGGGCCGUUGCCAUUUGGCUCGCAAGCCUGUACCCGGUGCACCGACCGGCCAGGCCACGUACUCCGAUCCUGCCGNUUGCGUUAUGUGGAUGUCGGAGCAUUCUUACAUCGGUCCCGAUGGGAAGCUGGUCACGAUGACGUGCGGUUGCAACCCGGGGCCGUUGCCAUUUGGCUCGCAAGCCUGUACCCGGUGCACCGACCGGCCAGGCCACGUACUCCGAUCCUGCCGUGCUGCACACUCCGCAGUCGUUGCCAGCGCCAUGACGGCUCUUCUGGCGUCCCGGAACGCUAGAGCGGACGAGAAAGAGAAAGCCCCGGACGAUCCCGGUUCGAACGAUGACGACACCGGCCGUUCGGACAGUGACUCGGACGAUUUUCUGGAGCUGGAAGCGGAAGGGUCGGCUGACAGCGACUUAGACUCUGAUGAGUCCGACCCUGGGUGGGGCGGUGUCGGUGGGGUCGAUGCUCAGGACGAUGCAAACUCUAAGGGCUAAGCAUGGUUCUGACCGAGUUUCAUCAGGUGUGUUUGGCCAUCCUAUCGCUGUUCAUUUUUCUUCUUGUGUAGACAUGUGCGAGUGUUGAUGUCGCCUAUAUUUUGUUCGUCGCCUAGUGAUCAUGUUGGUGUAUCGCGCCGGUGCCAUACCGAGCCCACAUAAUGCGGUCUGCGUAUCGUGUUUCAGGACUUACUGGCUUCGACCCCCAGCUU
This is a messenger RNA of Ectocarpus sp. CCAP 1310/34, 1901 nucleotides long. The record is from the annotation of a GenBank genome assembly. NCBI's taxonomy places the organism in Eukaryota, Phaeophyceae, Ectocarpales, Ectocarpaceae.